Anoplopoma fimbria (sablefish) is the source of this 1487-nucleotide messenger RNA. RefSeq names its product chromosome 24 C11orf54 homolog (gene bkgd). NCBI's taxonomy places the organism in Eukaryota, Metazoa, Chordata, Actinopteri, Perciformes, Anoplopomatidae. Gene Ontology annotation, cellular component: nucleus. The record is from RefSeq and is a predicted model, not a curated record. Bases 64 to 1023 code for a protein of 319 amino acids. Gene Ontology annotation, molecular function: zinc ion binding; hydrolase activity, acting on ester bonds. The transcript has 8 exons.
CAACCGUGCUGCUAUUCCUGCUCCGCUGACAGUCUGCUGCUACUUUACACUUCAAGAACAGUUAUGGCAGAUAUCAGCAAAACUGAAAAGGUUCAGCUGCACGCCCCAGAUUUAGAGGAACUGCGUGGAGUACUGCAAGCAGGACUGGAAGACAACUUUGCAGAAGUUCAGGUUAGUGUUGUGGACUGUCCCGAUCUCACCAAGGAGCCCUUCAAGUUUCCUGUCAAAGGCUUGUGUGGAAAGCCUCGCAUCACUGAUGUUGGUGGUGUGCCGUACCUGGUCCCCUUGGUUCAAAAGCACAAGGAAUACAACAUGAACACCAUAUCAAAGGAAGUGGAGCUGCCAGGAGCCUUCGUCCUCGGUGCAGCAGCUGUUCCCAGCAGAAUAGUUGGAAUGAAUGCAGAGCUGAUGCCUCUGGUUCUGACCGAAGCAGAGGGAAGGCCUGCAGUGAACGGCAGCUACUUUGCCUCCAUCAACCCAGCUGAUGGCCAGUGUCUGCAAGAAAAAUACAGCAACAAAUUCUCUGGCUGCAGCUUUGGACUGCUGGGCAAUCUGUACGCCUGUGAGGGGAAGUCUGGAAAGGUCAUUGAGGUGCGGGCCAAGAAGAGAACAGGAGUCCACAGUCUUGUGACGGCCCUGAGGAAGACUCUUGAAGGGCGCUACCCUGAUAAAAGCCUGGCUCUGGGGGGCACCUUCAUCAUCCAGAAAGGGAAAGCCAAAAUCCACAUCAUGCCAAGAGAGUUCUCGGUCUGCCCCCUCGACACCAACGACGACGUCAACAACUGGCUCAAGCACUUUGAGGUCAGCGCCCCACUCAUCUGCCAGUCAGUGCUGGUAUCCAGAGACCCCGGUUUGGACCUGCGCGUAGAGCACACCCACUGCUUCAGCCACCACGGAGAAGGUGGCCACUACUACACAGACACCACACCCGACAGCGUGGAGUACCUGGGCUACUUCAUGCCGGCAGAGUUUGUCUACCGCAUCGACAGGCCCCAAGACACCCACGGAGUCGGACGAGAUUAAAAGAUGAAUGAAUAAGUCAUGUUUUCAGGACAGCAUGUCUCGAUGGUCUAGAUUAUUCACGCAGUGUGUAAUUUUUAUUAAGUUCUCUGGUUCUAAGACUGCACAGAAACUUACUUAUUUCCAAUGAAAAUGCAACAUUUCUUUUAAAUCUUUGCUUUUAAAUCACAUCCCUAAAAAUUCUUAUACAUUUCUUACAAACAAAAUCAGCACAUUUCAUGUAAUAAAAAACAAUGUUGAAUUCCGAUAGUCAUGGCUGUUUGUUCAAUGGAUGCAGUAGAAUAGUAGAUGUGGGACCUUGGACUACGUAGUUGCCUGCCAACUCAAUCAUGAUUUAAAAAAGUACAAGACAGACCGGAUCAGACAGUAACAGUAAUGUCUUUGUUCUCUCUGCACAGAGAGGAAACUAGGACAAUCAUUUUUUUAAGCGCACAGGUGUUUUCACUUUUUCGCUUAAUUAGAUCUCC